AUGGAUGAAAAGAAGCCUGACCCGGGAGCCGACCAGGUCAUGACCGGCAUCUCGCACCCUUACCCUUCCUCCAGCGUCGAGGCCACCGAUGCUCAGUUCUACCAUAUCUCGGCCCAAAGGGAAGGCGAGUUAGACCAGCAUCAAGCCGUCCAGUCUGACGGGGCAGAUCAACCAGACGGCCUUUCCACCGUCACCGACCAUCAAGCUCAGCACGAGCAUCAUGAAAACCACGACCUUCAUGAACUCCAAGAGCUACAAGACCCUGUCUCGCCAAAUCAGCACGCACGACCGGGGCCUUCGCUAAGUAACGAAGAUUUGCAGCUCGCUGCCCAGUUGACCCAGGAUCUUGCCCCUGUCAUAGCUGCCGCCGCCGCUUCUCAUACCCAGGCCCAGGAAGAGCAGUUACAGGUCCCGGUUCAGGUUGAUGUGCCUGUCCAGACCGAGGAUGUAGAAAUGCAGAAUGACGCCGGUGACCCAGACCUGCAGGAACAACUCCAGGUCCAGUUGCAGAACCAUAACCACGAGCUACAGAGCGUGAUGCAGUCCCAUGCUGAACAACAGCAGCAACAACAGCAACAAGAACAACAGCAGCAGCAGGACCAGAAUCGUCAACAAGAAGAGCAGCAGCAGCAGCAGCAGUCACCUCAACAGCAGCAGCCAUCUCAAGCAUCACAGCAGCAGACCCAGCAACAGCAACAGCAACCGCAGGUUUCAGUACAGACUCACCCUCAUUAUGUCCAACAGGUAUCGCAGAUGCAGCAGGCACCUGGCCCUACGACAGCUCACCUGUCCUCUCACAUUUCCAUUGAUCAUCUCGCUGGCGCGCACCCUCAGUAUGGCGCUGCUGUCCAAGAUAACACUCCCCCACGCAAGCGUAGCAAGGUCUCCAGAGCUUGCGAUGAGUGUCGUCGGAAGAAGAUUAAGUGUGACGCUCAAUCCGAAGUGUCCGACCAGCCCUGUUCAAACUGCCGGCGUUCAUCCGCCCCAUGUCUCUUUAGCCGCGUCCCCCAGAAGCGUGGCCCAAGCAAAGGCUACAUCAAGGAGCUGGCCGACCGCAUCAACACGAUCGAAGGCAAACUGACCGGUGCUUCCGUGCCCGACCCCCUUGACAGGAGGAGGACGACGCCUGCUGACGCGUUUGGGUCCCCCAUCCCUGGUGGCGAUGAUGGGAGGAAGAGGCCGUACUCGAGCAUCUCGAGCGAGACAUUUACUCCUCCAGCAGCUCAUGAGCGACUGGCCGGUUGGGGAUCGGAGGCUAAUCGGGCGCCGGAGCAUCGGCCGAUUCGGCCGUAUCACCCGAGUUAUCCCCAUAUCCAAUCGGUGAAUGAUCUUGCGCCGAAGCCGCUGGCUAUGUCGCAGAGUCCGGAUGUGAAUGGAGUGCAACAAACGCAGGCCUCUGAGGCUGCUGCGGAUGCGACGUCCCAGGAUGGGUUGGCUAGUAAUGGCUUAUCCCAGGAGCCGCUGGAGCAAGCGAGGGAGAUUUCGGAUGUUGCUUUUGAGUGCUACCUAAACUCCGUUCAUCGGAUAUUCCCAAUCUUAGCCAGCAGGAAAGACCGCGUCCACUCUAUGCUCUCACAAUGCCCACCAGUUCUCCAAGAGGCCUUCUAUCACGCUCUUUUCGCCAUGCUCAACCCUAUGCUCCCCGAGUCAGCCGGCCGCGAGAACUGCAACUCCUUGACCUCUCAUGGUCUUCUUAACGAGUGGGAUUCCCAGCCUCGCACGGUUUCGUCGCCAGUCGCCGACCUCGUGUGCCUCCAGACGCUCAUCAUGCUCAUUAUCGAAGCGGACUACGGCGGCAUCAGUGCUGUCAAGGGUCAACGCGGUGGUCCAAAGAAGCUUUCACUUCUAGGUGAGGCGGUUGGCUUGGGCUACAUCAUGAAAUUGUAUCUUGCACCUCCUCCUGACAUCAAUCCGAGCAUGGACCUGGAUCCUGAUUCGGAGAAGAACAUCGCGCUGAGAGCGUGGUGGACGCUGGUUGCCUUGGACCGCUGGAAUGCGGUAGGUACGGCGGCGCCGAGCAUGAUCAGCUCGGAUGUGGUGGUUGCGCCGGGACUGAGGAACAUCAUGGGGGAUGUGGUUUACAAUUACACCAAAAUAUCCUUCCUGUUGACACAGUUUAUCCCCUUGUUCCUUACCUUGUCGGCGCCAUCGCCCUCGGACAUUGCAGCGCUGACGACCAAGAAGCCAUUGGUCGCAUCCCUCCUCAAUGCGCUGAUGGAAAGCUUUCGCUGGCAGUUCCCCGAUGAUCUCAUCACCCCCCCGUCUUUUGACCCAACAUUACUGCUGGCGUAUUGGCACGUACGUCUGCUAGUGGACUUGUGCUCGGGAGGAGCCAAGGCAGACUUCGCCCUUCAAGAUUGCGCCAACAUCGUCGGCAUCCUUACUGGUAACCCGGAGUUGUUGACUCCGCUCAACCAUCACUUCAUCAGUCUGGUUUCCCUGGCGUUACUAGAACUUGAAAAGCUGGAGAGGACGAGAGAUGACGCAGGCCGCUUGCUCAAGGACUUGCUGGACUACCGGGUAGCAGCCAGUCCGUGGACCGGCGUGGUGCGGGACAAGAUCAUGAGUGCCAGCUUGGUAAACAGGGAACGGAGCUCAUCAGCGGUGGUUAACGGUAACCACAACAACAAUGCCGCUGCUUCAAGCCAGUCACAAGUCCAGAGUCAACUCCAGGCUGUUCUACAAAGCCAAAGUCUAAGCCAGCCACUACAGCAGCUUGCAGACUUGGCUACUGUGGCUGCUGGGGUGGAACAGAAUGCCAACGACGCAAGUGCGGAAAACAUGGUUUCUUCCGCUGCCGCCGUAGCUGCUGCAGCUGCGGCGGUUGCGGCGGCCGCUGCAGCGCAUCAACAGCAGAAUGCUGCGCUGUCAUCUGUCAGUCCGACUGGCCAGGUUAUUCCAACUUCUCUUGAUCCCGAAGGCAAUUCUGGACAGGCUCGUGGGGAAUCAAGUGCUGAUCGGGACGUUGAUAUGGAUAUGGGAGGUCCUGCUGCUACCGGAAACAACGAGGAACGCCAUACUAACGGCGUAGAGCACUCCGAGUCUGAGCAGCAGCAGCAGCAUUUCAAGACGGAGUACAGGUCGGAUGAGGAGCAUGAGUUUAAGACUGAACCUCAGCCUGAGACCCGGCCGGAGGAUCACCAGUCUAGGCAGCAGCAGCAACAACAGCAAGCUGAGCAACAACAAGAGCCGCAGCAGCAUGUAUUGUCAGCGAGUCCGAUUGACGAAAACGGUAUUGCUGCUGGUCCAGGACAGACAGAGACCUCUACAUCCGUCCAAGAACCAGAAUCACAACAAUCAGCGGAGGGUGCACCUGCCAGGGACACUACGAACACUGCCGCCUCCGUAGCAGAGGCUGCUGCUAAUGGCACAUCCUCCACGACCGCUGAUCAAAACGCCAACAAGGAGGACGGCAUCACCCCCAACGGCACCACUUCCGCCAACCAAGCCAGCGUGACCGCUUCGCUCGCUCUCUCCCUUGGUUCUGGGUUCGGGUCUCUGGGUCUGAAUGCUACUGAGAUAUACGAGCAUUAUCAGCGCCAGCAACAGGAGUUGCAAUUGCAGAAACAGGCUCAGCAGGCUGUUCAGCAGGCUGCUCAGCAAUCGCAAUCACAACCGCAAUCCCAGUCUCAGGUUCAGCAGAACUCAUCACAGGAGCAGCAGCAACAACACCAGCAGCAGCAGCAGCAGCAGCCGUAUCAUCAACAACGGUUUGAUCCAAAAGAGGCUCAGGCUUCUUCUCAACAUCAGCCUCACCCGCCCCAAUCCCAACAGUCUCAACAGUCUCAACAAGUUCAGCAACAUCCAGCUCAAAUGCAAGCAGCAGCGCAACCGCAGCAGCCCUCCUCUAUACCCCUAUCGCAAGCUCAGGCUCAGGCUCAGGCUCAGGCUCAGCUGCAACAAGUGGUAGCGAAGCAGCAGCAACUGGUUCUUCAGACGCUGCAACAACACCAGCAACAAAUUCAAGGUCACAGAGCCAGACCGUAUGAACCGGAAGUAUUUCUGAAGGCUGGGUAUCUGGCUUGUUUUGGCGAUGACCCGGUCGGCGUGGUAGACGCUACUGGGAACGGUGUUAAUGGGUCUGGGAAUGGGUCUGGUAGCAGUGCAAGUGCGAGCGGGAGUGGUGGAAUUGGGACUGGUGGUGGUGGUGGCAAUAACAACAUUGUGAAUGGGGUUGUGAAUGGGAAUGGGAAUGGAAAUGGCAACGGAAAUGCGACGGGGAAUGGGACUUCGAAGUAG
This is a messenger RNA of Sordaria macrospora k-hell, 4239 nucleotides long. RefSeq lists its product as uncharacterized. Gene Ontology annotation, molecular function: zinc ion binding; DNA-binding transcription factor activity, RNA polymerase II-specific. The record is from RefSeq and is a predicted model, not a curated record. Gene Ontology annotation, cellular component: nucleus. NCBI's taxonomy places the organism in Eukaryota, Fungi, Ascomycota, Sordariomycetes, Sordariales, Sordariaceae.